CAUUGCCCCAACACCAGGUCGUUUCAUUUUCUCCAGAGCAAACCCCUACCAAUCCAAUAGCCAAAAAUUUAGAAAAAAAAAAGAAUGUAAAAGGAGAGCAUGAGCAGCUGAACAUACCCAAAGGCCAAAACCCCAAAAACAAAACAGAACAAAAAUUAUACCUCAUCUCUGUCUCUCUCUCCUACAUUAAAUGCCCCAUUCAGACAGGCUCAUGUCUUUUACCUGAAUUCUCACCCAACUGGCCAGCUCCUUUUUUUUUCUCGUAUCCACCGCCAUUUUCAAUUGGUACUAUCACACUGAUGCCAAUGCUGUAAACUAAAAGACAAUAAAACGCAGGGAAAAAAAAAAAAAUAUAAGAGGGACACAUUCAAUACCCAUUUCAUGGCAACAGCAACAACCACAACUACAACAAAAUCAAUUUCUACAAAGACAUCGUCUGCUCAGCUCAAAGUCCAAGUCCAACCCAUCAAGCCCAAACGCCGCAAGUGUAAAGAAACCACCAUUUCUUCCUCUGCCUCCACGGCUGCUCCUACAACUGCAACAACUGCCGCGACAAACAGCUACUCGGAGUCGGGGUUUUCUGGGGUUUUGACCCGGAAACUUGACCCACCCACCAUUGUUUCCCCUGAUAACACUUGGUGCUGUCCUGCUUCAAAACCCCUUCCCACUCCCCCCCCUCCCCCUCCUUCUCCUCCUCUUCCACCGCAAGCUCGCCGUGGUCCGGACCCGUGUUUCGCUGAUUCUAUAUCUGGCUUCAGGAUCCGAUAUUCUCCGGGAAGUCUAUCACCCGUUAUGGACUUCACGGGCGGCACAACGCUCUCCAACGGUCACUCUCCGUCGAGCUUCACCAAGUUCAACUCUGCUCUCACGGCGGGUCUUCUAAACCCGAUGUCCCCUCCGCCUCCACCGGACAAGACACGAUCCAGCCCGACACUUUUCGAAAUGAUGGCUAGCGAGCCCGAUAUACACCCAAGAAACCAAUCACAAAACCAAGCCCAGAUCCAAGUACCCAUUUCAGCUCCAAGACAAAAUCAACCGCCGCCAGUCAUCGAUAAGCAGGCAUUGACUAUGCAACGAAUAUCGGAUCUUUUGUCGAACCGGAGCCCUGGCAACCAGUUUAACGACCCGGGUUCGAGUGAUAUAAAGCUGACGUUGAGUUCCAAGGAUGGGAUUAGUGUGUCAAUGAACGUCCACAGGCAAAUUCUGGUGGCUCACAGUAGGUUUUUUGCGGUCAAGUUAUCGGAUCGAUGGGCAAAGCAGCAGAGAAAUGGAUCGGGUGGGCCGUACAUUGUGGAAAUAGCCGAUUGUGAUGACGUGGAGGUUUAUAUAGAGACUUUGAGGUUGAUGUACUGUAAAGAUUUGAGGAAGAAGUUAAUGAGAGAGGACGUUUCUAAGGUUCUCGGAAUUUUGAAGGUUUCAGCGGCAAUUGGAUUUGAUGCUGGGGUUUUGUCUUGUUUGGAGUACUUGGAAGCUGCCCCUUGGGCUGAGGAUGAAGAAGAGAAAGUGGCUUCUCUAUUGGCAGAGCUCCGCCUUGAAAAUGUUGGAGCAGGGGAAGUUUUAAAGAGGGUUUCUGUUGAGGUUACUAAUGGAACUGAUGAGGGUGGCGAUAAUGAAGAAGUGCUUCUCAAGCUUUUGCAUGUGGUUCUUGAAGGCAAAGAUGAGAAGGCAAGGCGUGAAAUGAAAGGAUUGGUCUCGAAGAUGCUUCGUGAGAAUUCAUCUCAGAAUGAUCUCCGAAAAGAGUCUUUGUAUUCAGCUUGUGAUGGCUGUCUGGAGCUGCUUCGACACCAUUUUCUCCGAGCAGCUUCAUCUGAUUUGCAAGAUGUGAGUCAGAUUGCAAGACAAGCAGAUAAUUUGCACUGGAUUUUGGAUAUUUUGAUUGAUAGGCAGAUUGCUGAGGAUUUUCUAAAAUCAUGGGCUUCUCAAUCAGAAUUAUCUGAUGCUCAUUCUAAAGUUCCAGCUGUCCAUAGGUAUGAGGUCAGCAGAGUUACUGCUCGGCUGUUUGUGGGAAUUGGAAAGGGGCAGUUAUUGGCAUCAAAGGAAAUGAGGUGCUUGCUUUUACAAACAUGGUUGGUGCCAUUUUAUGAUGAUUUUGGGUGGAUGAGGAGGGCAUCAAAAGGCCUUGAUAGACAUUUAAUUGAGGAUGGUCUUAGUAAUACAAUUCUCACUUUGCCUCUGGCUUGGCAACAGGAAAUUUUGCUUGCUUGGUUUGAUAGAUUCUUGAACUCUGGUGAAGAUUGUCCAAACAUUCAAAGAGGUUUUGAAGUUUGGUGGAGGAGGGCUUUCUGGCGACGAAGUGGUGAACAAGAACCACCAAGGCAAUUACAAGUUACAACCGCAACCAUUGAGAACUCAUAAAGUUCCUAUUUCCAUGGUGCAGAAACCAGUGGUACUUUAAUGGGCAAGAUGCUGAAAAAUCAGGAUUUCUAUCACUUCAUCUGGCUUAUUUUAACAGUGUCAUUUUCACAGCUGCUGAUUAAGGAAGCAAAGAUCUGCCCCACCUUUUAUUCAAAUUUUUGCAGAGCUUCAGAGACAAGUAGGCCUUUUAUUUUGUCAUAAUGAAGUACAUCUGGGGUUGCAGAACUUUAAAAAAAGGGGCUGCUAAUUUUAGCCAGAUACGCUCCAGAAUACUGGAGCCAGGAUGGUGCUGAAUUUAUGGCCUUCUGAUCUUAAGACUGGUGUGAAAAAUCUUGAUUGUAGAACGCAGAGCAUCCUAUACGAUGGUGCAGAGAAGAUGAUGACUACUUUUUGGUGGCUUUGCUGACAUUUGUUUCAAUGGUGAAUGUUGAAAUGUGAGCCAAACUCCUCAGCAUCUUUACCAUUAUUUUAGAAAAGAAAAAUGAUGUUGGGGAAUGACUUUCUUUACUGGUUUUCUUGUGGGAAUAACCUAGGAAUAUGUUUGGGAUAACUUCUCCCAAGUGUAAUAUGCGGGUAGAGGUAUGUGGGGAAAUAAUGUUCUUUCCUUCUUUGUGGAGGAUUUGGGUUUUGAACUUUACUAGGAGAUAUUGGCUUUUGGUGGAUGGCUAUGGAAACUAUUUCAUGUGAUUCUAAAGUUUCUUUAUUACCUUUGUAAAUGCGCAUUGGCACCA
Molecule: messenger RNA, 3086 nt
Organism: Theobroma cacao (cacao)
Lineage: Eukaryota; Viridiplantae; Streptophyta; Magnoliopsida; Malvales; Malvaceae
Product: BTB/POZ domain-containing protein
Molecular function (GO): protein binding
Source: RefSeq, a predicted model, not a curated record